Messenger RNA from Zalophus californianus (California sea lion), 3797 nucleotides. RefSeq names its product LanC like 3 (gene LANCL3). Gene Ontology annotation, cellular component: plasma membrane. The record is from RefSeq and is a predicted model, not a curated record. Lineage: Eukaryota; Metazoa; Chordata; Mammalia; Carnivora; Otariidae. The transcript has 5 exons. Gene Ontology annotation, biological process: carbohydrate metabolic process; peptide modification. The coding region runs from base 176 to 1351 and encodes 391 amino acids.
GUGCUUCUUCCUCGCGCCCGCCUCCUCUAGUCACCUCCCGUCUCAGCCUCCCUGCUCCAUCCCCGCCGCAUCAACGGCCAGCCGAGCGCCUCCGUGAGCGAGAGGUGGUGCGCGGGGCUGCAGGGCGCGCCCUCCAGCGGACCCCGGCCCGGCAUUGGGGGGCACGGGCAGCAGCAUGGACACCAAGCGCUGCUUCGCCAACCGCUUCGAUGACUACCAGGGCAGUCUGCUGGCGGGCCAGUGCGAGGAGGCGGUGGCGCCCUUGGUCACCGCCACCAUCGAGCGCAUCCUUCAGGAGCUGCCCCCGCUCGGGGGCGGUGCUGAGGCCCGGGGGGCGGCGGCCGCGGCCAGCAGCUGCCAAGGCGGGCUGUACGGCGGCGUGGCCGGGGUGGCCUACAUGCUCUACCACGUCUCGCAGAGCCCGCUCUUUGCCGGGGCCCGGGAGCGCUACCUGCGCUCGGCCAAGCGCCUCAUUGACGCGUGCGCCCGCGCCGAGGAGUGGGGCGAGCCGGACGCCGACACCCGCGCUGCCUUCUUGCUCGGGGGAGCGGGCGUGUACGCCGUGGCCACGCUCGUGUACCACGCCCUGGGCCGGUCCGACUACGUGCAGCCGCUCGGCAAGUUCCGGGCUCUGUGCGCCGUCUGCGCGCCGGUCUCCUUCCUGGAGUGCGGCUCGGACGAGCUGUUCGUGGGCCGCGCGGGCUACCUGUGCGCCGCGCUGGUGCUCAAGCAGAAACUCGCCCAGGAGGUACUGACCCCAGCACAGAUCAAAUCAAUUUGCCAGGCGAUUCUGGACUCUGGGAAGCAGUAUGCCAUGAAAAAAAGGAAACCAUUCCCCCUGAUGUAUUCUUAUUAUGGAACUGAAUACCUGGGAGCAGCUCAUGGCCUGUCGUCCAUUCUCCAAAUGCUUCUGUCUUACCACGAGCACCUCAAGCCCUCAGAUCAGGAGCUGGUAUGGCAGAGUGUGGACUUCCUCAUGGAGCAGGAACAGAACUGCAACUGGCCACCCGAGCUCGGCGAGGCCAUCGAGAGAGAGAACGAGCUGGUGCACUGGUGCCAUGGCGCCCCAGGAAUUGCCUAUCUGUUUGCCAAAGCUUAUCUGGUUUCCAAAAAACCACAGUACCUGGACACGUGUAUCCGGUGUGGGGAACUUACGUGGCAGAAGGGCCUGCUAAAGAAGGGGCCGGGGAUUUGCCAUGGUGUUGCCGGCAGUGCUUAUGUCUUCCUGCUGCUCUACCGCCUCACUGGAAACUCGAAAUACAUCUACCGAGCCCAAAGAGACCUGAGGUCAUUCUUUACUACACUUCUGGGGACAAGAAUUCUGAAAAUUGCCACAAGUGUCUCUACAUAAGAAAAAUUUUGUGUCUUCCCCCCCUUCUCCACUCUUCUUGGAGCCUACCUAUCUCUACUUAUUCUUUGUAUUCAGAAUCACCCGAGAGCCAAGAUACAUUGUCUUGUUCUAGAGCCACCUACUAAAUUGAAACCAGCAGAUUGUUUUAAUGUCUUGCGCAUGGACGUAGGUCUUCAGAAAGUACCCAAAUACACACCUUCCUCUCAUGCUUUCAGAAAUUAUGAGCACUCUAGAAAGACGAGGGGAGAAACAUCUGAAUGUGCAUAUGUGUAAACACAGAAUACAGUCUCUUAAGUAGAGUAAUGCCACCCUGCUGUUGCUUUUUUAUAUUUUGUGUGUGGUGUUGAUUUACAUGCUUUAAUGUGUACUGUUUUUGUAAAGUGAGUAAAGUAGCCGUGUUAGCAAUCAGUUUAAAGAAGAUACAAACUAUACUUAGCAGCUGUCAAUCUUCAGCAAAUGACCUUUUUGCCUUUGUUUUAGUGGGACCUCUGAAGCUGCCCCCAUAAGUUUUGUUUUGCUAUCUGUGUGCUUAAGUGGCAAUUACUGAUUAUCAACUUCUUUGCUGAAUUUGGUCCAAGUUGACUGCAGUAACUCUUAUAAUGUGUAUGUAUUCAAAUAAGAAGAUUGAUCUUAAUGAUCAGUUUUGUCUCUGUUUUUUAGGACUUUAGUAUUUCAAUAUUAGAAAUGUCUUCUGAAGACGAGCAGCAGAAUCCCUUUGCUCUUGAAAAUGCAAAGUGUACCAUUGGUUUUAUAUAGACUCUCCAGGAGUAGGAGUGGAACAUUUGAAAUGCAAGAGUUUGGUUUUAGAAUCUGUCUGAUAAUGACGGGCAGCCCCUUCUCUAAAAAGGUAACAGCUCCCCCAACUAUGAACAUCUGGGGGAGCUCUACUUGGAAAGGCAGUCUGAAUUUUAAUCUCAUGGAUUUAAAGGCACUAAAUUAACAAACAUUUUUAAAAAUGGAUUUUGUAGAAUCCAAUUAUUAAGGAAACACUUUGCAAAGCCAUAUAUUGGGGACUAGUCAAGCACCACAUGCUAGUUUUGGAGUGAGCAUUUACCAAGUGAAUAGAAUUUACUUCACCAAAAAGAUUUUUUGCACAAUUGACAAUACUUACAGUAAUAUGAUUGUAUCAUUGGAGGAAAAAAAGCUCACCCUCCUAAUGAUACAUUUCACAUUCUCUAGUAAACUAGUGCAAUUACUUAUUAUUUUAGGGGAUACAAAAGAAUAAUCUGUCAAUAGAAUAUAACUGCUUAUUCCUAAUUGUAUCUAGGAUUGAAUACAUACUAUUAUUUAAAGCAGUAUUAAAUUUUGAAGAACUGAUCAAUAAAUUAAUAUUAAUAAAACUGUACUCUUUGCAAUACACUUGCCUCAGCACAAAUGCAGAGUUAACAUAAAACUAUUAAAAAAUACACCAAAUAGAGAUUAGUUGUUAUUACCUUAAACUCCUGAUUUCCAUUAACAUUAAAUCCAACACCAGUUAUCUGUUGCCUAUAACUAAAAUUUUGAAAGUCUUGCACACAAAAUGAGAGGCUUCUUCAAAAAUGCCUUUUUGCCAAAAACAGGUUCUACGACCUCUUGCUAAUUAUAUUUCUUUAGGGGUACUUUGAGGCACGUUCAAAGACGAAUCGUUAGCAGUUAGGUCUAAAUUUAGAGCAGAACAUUCUGCCAGAUAUUUUACUAUAUCACAAAAUGUUGUAGUACUGUAUUUUAUAAUGAAACCAAAUUCUCAAGUAUUCUGGUAUGUUACAUAUUAUUAUUAUACCAAAAAACCACUUUCUAUAAGUCUGUUAUUAUGUACAUAUUUUAAAAAAUGGGUAUUUCAGUCCUAGGGAGAAAGUAUAAUGCAAUACGUGACAUUAAAUUGGUCUUUAGUCAAAAUCCAUUUAGGUAUUACAGGGAAAGAGCAAUCAUAGGCUUGAAUGUAUACAUUAUUUUCAAGGACAAAAUGGUAGAUGAUAAUACAUAAAGACACGGUCACUGGGGCAAGUUAGCUGGUGUGCAUACUGAGAAGGAUCAACUUGCAAAUGCUCAUCAGAUUUUAGCUUUUGCUCUUGGUUGUUCCUGGAGGGGAAGUGCUACAGUCAGUUGAUCUUGCCUCCCCUUCAUGUGGGGGGGAGCUUUUCUCACAGUCACUGCAUGGUAUAAUGACAUCUCUUUAGAAGCAAGAUUGAGUCAGAAGCUUAGAGAUGCACCUUACUGUUUUAAAAACUGCUGUUAUGAUGUUCUAAACACUGUGAUCUUUCCAAAUGUGUUUUCUGUAUUAGUUUUGUACUGUAGAAAAUAAUUCACCAUAAACUGGACUCUGUAGUGUUAAAAGCAAUGUUAUUUCUGGCUUAUCUUUCCCCAUAUUUAUGUACAGUCUACUUAAUAAUAUGAAACCUGUGAUAAUUCUUUGCCUUAAAAUAAAAUCCAAGGCUAAAUAUUGAGUGUGCUCUAAUUAAUAAUUCUA